Molecule: messenger RNA, 885 nt
Organism: Morchella importuna
Lineage: Eukaryota; Fungi; Ascomycota; Pezizomycetes; Pezizales; Morchellaceae
Exons: 2
Coding region: 1-885 (294 amino acids)
Source: RefSeq, a predicted model, not a curated record
AUGCACCGCCUCCGCCCCCUCGCCCGCCUCGCCCGCCCCCUCCACACCACCCCCGCCCCCUCCGCCGCGCGCAUCUCCAUCCCCACCACCACACCCCCCACACCCACCCUCCAACAAACCCUCCACUCCCCCCUCCCCAUCACCCCCACCUGCCCACCCCCCACCUGCCCCUGCACCCCCAACCCCGCCCUCCCCCCCUCCCUCCCAAUCGACACCGCCACCCCCUCGCCAACGCCCUCCCCCGCUACCACCGCCACCUCCUCAUCUCCACCGCCCGCCCCAACUGGGGCCCCCGCAUCGAACACGACCCCGCCCCCAACCUCGCCGCCGACAUCAAAUCCGUCUCCACAGCCCACAACCUCCGCGACCCCUUCGCACCAACACUCGUCACAAACUCCGUGGGUGCUGCCGGGGAACAUCUACAUCCCGCGCAUCCCGCGCACCACGCACGCCGUCACGGCGCUGCUGAAAGCGUAUCUUCUCCCCGGCGGCGACCCCGCUACGGCAGAGUUCGAGGGUGUUCGGGUGGUGGAUAAAGUGCUCGUGCUGAUCUGCUCGCACAUGUCGCGCGACGCGCGGUGCGGUAUCAUUGCGCCCGCGCUGAUGGCGCAGUUUCUUUCUGUAAUCGAGGCAAGAGGACUAGGGGGACGGGUGAGGGUGGGGUAUACGAGCCAUCUGAGCGGGCACAAGUGGGCGGGGAAUGUUGUUGUGUAUCUGCCGCCGGGGCGGGUGGGUGGGAAAGGGGGACUGGGGGUGUGGUAUGGGAGGGUGGGGACGGGGGAGGUGGAGGGGAUUGUGGAUGAGACGGUGGUGGGAGGGCGGGUGGUGGGGGAGUUGUGUAGAGGGGUUGUGGGCGGGGAGGUGGAUGGGGAGGGGGCGGUUUGA